AUGCUAAACAAACAAAACGCAUACACACACACACACACAGCUAUAAAUAUAGUUGUCACAGUGGUGGAGAAUGGGGAGAAUAGGAGUGUGGGACAGAGGCAGCUAUUAUGUCUUGGAAGAGCCUUACUAAAGAGAAGCAGCAUUCUUGUUUUAGAUGAAGCCACAACCUCUGUUCACUCUGCAACUGAUGGUGUGAUUCAGAAGGUCGUAAGCUGGGAGUUCAAAGAUCCUAAAGUUGUACAUACGGUUAUAGACAGUGAUCUUGUUCUAGUUCUCAGUGAAGGUAGUGUAGUGGAAUAUGAUACACCUGCUAAAUUGCUAAAACAAGCGGAAUCAUUCUUCUACAAGCUAAUAAAGGAGUACUCUCUAAGAUCACGAAGCUUCCUCAGCAAAUCCAAAAAUCAAAAUGCAGGUUUGAUUUCUUAGAAUCUACAAAUCUCA
Telopea speciosissima is the source of this 441-nucleotide messenger RNA. Its product is annotated as putative ABC transporter C family member 15. Gene Ontology annotation, molecular function: ATP hydrolysis activity; ATP binding; ATPase-coupled transmembrane transporter activity. The transcript has 2 exons. Gene Ontology annotation, biological process: transmembrane transport. NCBI's taxonomy places the organism in Eukaryota, Viridiplantae, Streptophyta, Magnoliopsida, Proteales, Proteaceae. Gene Ontology annotation, cellular component: plant-type vacuole; vacuolar membrane. Bases 1 to 426 code for a protein of 141 amino acids. The record is from RefSeq and is a predicted model, not a curated record.